This is a messenger RNA of Daldinia caldariorum, 1604 nucleotides long. RefSeq lists its product as uncharacterized. The coding region runs from base 601 to 1377 and encodes 258 amino acids. Lineage: Eukaryota; Fungi; Ascomycota; Sordariomycetes; Xylariales; Hypoxylaceae. The transcript is spliced from 2 exons. The record is from RefSeq and is a predicted model, not a curated record.
CGUUAUUUAAUAAUAAGAUAUAUACAGAUAUAUAUAUCUUAGAGAGCUGGGGUUUUAAUGUUUUCUUCUUUUUUUUUAAAAAAAAAAUAAUGUCUAUUGUGUCCGUUGUUGCUAAAGUCAACGUUGUGAGUCGUAGCAGAACCAAACAGCGCAAAUACAGUCCUCCAUCGCACUUAGAUGCUUAUAAAUUCAAUUCUGCACCGCGACAUGAAUCCUAACUUGGCCGGGUACACGGGACAUACUCACCCCGCGACGUCGGGCUUAAAUACCGAAUUGGGACGCAGAUAAGAGAGCAUCGCCAAAUCCAUGGGUCUAGGCGCGUAGCGUAGCUGUGCCGCCCGAGCCCAAAAGCCGAAGCUCAAAUCACACGAUAUGUCAGGAACUAGGUCGGAUUAAUAUAAGAUUUAUCUUUCUGCCGACGCGCGAGUUGUUUACUUCUGCUUCCUAUUUUUCUUCCUACUCAGAAGCGCCUAGGAGGAAAAGAGAAGCCAGCACAUAUGCGGGACUGUCAAUAAGCCAAAGUGGUAAAGAAGCUCGGAAGGACAAAACGGGCUCUUCAUAAAUUUCCAAAUCACCAUCUCCCAAGCUACAAUAGCCAAGAUGAAGUUCUCAAUAUCAUUUACCACGCAACUCCUCGCCCUUGGCGCCCUGUCGCACGCGUCAGCCAGCGACACCUCCGGCGACAGCGACAGCGACUACAUCCUCUCCGUCUGCUCGCCCGCCCAGCCCCCGGACCAGACGGACCCGGCGCCGUGCGUCGCGAUCCAAAACAUCGAGACGGCGUGCCUGCCCAACGGGACCUCGCCGCUCGCCCUCUCGGCCCACGCGCAGUGCCUCUGCGGCGGGAGCUACUUCGCCGAGUGGCUCGGGUGCCGGCGGUGCCUGCUCACGCACGGGGCGCUGUCGCAGCGGAACUUCACGUACUUCUCCGCCGUGCUGUCCAGCGCCAGCGCGGAGCUCUGCGCGGAGGGGGCCACGCCGACGGCCGCGUUCGCGACCUUAUUUACCGAGGCGCAGGCUGGCGUUCCGGAGCCGACGGGGACGGGAGGGACGCAGCUGACCGAUGCGAAGAGUGGGGAUGCCGCUGUGAGCUUGUAUUACACGGCGAGCGGGCCGCAGGGACCGGGGAGGAUUACGGGGAGCGCGACGGCUGCUACGGCGGAAGUAUCGGAGACAGGGACGGGGGCAGGAACAACGGCUACGGCUACGGGGGGAGUUUCUCAGAACGGAAGUGGAGGGGCGAGAUCGACUUCCAACCGCCCGUCAGCGACGACUUCGAGCUCUAGUAAUGUGGCUAUUCCCACGGGAGCGCCUGGGAACGGAAAGGGUGCUAUCUUCGCGGCGGCGGUGGGUGGUGCACUAAUGGCUGUCUUAUAGGAGGACUCACGAUAAGAAGCACCGACGCUGUAAUGUAUAAUGAAUUGCAGCUACGAAGUAUAUGGAUACCUUAGGUACUUAACAUUAGGUGAACAUAAAAUCUAGUAUCCACAAGCAUCAAAUACCUAGACUGUUUACUAUGUAAUUAAUAAAACAACCCACGAUGAUGGGCAACAACAAAGCAGGUCUUACUAAGUAGGUACCUACAAAAGAAACGUGCUCAAGGC